UUAAGGGAGCCCGGCCCUCGCUCCGCCCCCCAGACUCCAUUCAACUCUCCAAAACUGUCUCUCUCUUUUACUGUCAUUAUAUUUCUUUCUUUCACAGGAAGUUCUCUCUAAUUCUUGUUACUUUUAAUAUAUUGAACGACGGAAAGAAUUGAAGAAUGUCGUUCUGGGACGGCAAUUUUCUGAACGGCGUGCUGUCGAAGCCGACGUCCAUUUUCGGGCUGAAGCUGUGGGUGGUGAUCGGCAUCUGCGUUGGCGCCGCCAUCGUCCUCGUCCUCUUCCUCCUCGCCCUCUGCCUCACCUCCCGACGCCGCCCCGCCUCCAGGAAACCCCCCAAGCUCCACCUCCAUGACCCCACCCCGUCCGCCCCCAAGGACAUUCCCGAGAUUGUCCACCACCACCACCGCCGCCAACGCGCCCCCUCCUCCGCCGCCGAAGUGCAGAUCGACAUCGGCGGCAAGGCGGACCACCGGGUGGUGCUGGCCGACCAACACCGCCCGCCGGCGCCGGUGCCGGCUCCGCCGUCGGCGUCGACGACGAAGAGCGGGGAGAGCCAGGAGACGGCGGAGGGGACGACGCCGUCGAUGGGGGGCGGCGGGACGCCGGAGGUGUCGCAUCUGGGUUGGGGACAGUGGUAUACGCUGCGGGAGAUGGAGGAGGCCACGGGGGGGCUCGCUGAGGAGAAUGUCAUUGGAGAGGGUGCGUACGGGACCGUGUACCGCGGGGUACUCGCGGAUUGCACCGUAGUCGCCAUAAAGAACUUGCUCAAUAAUAGGGGUCCAGCAGAAGAGGAGUUCAGAAUAGAGGUUGAGACAAUUGGACGCGCUAGGCACAAGAAUCUGGUCAGAGUUCUUGGUUACUGUGCUGAGGGGGCUUACAGGAUGCUUGUCUAUGAGUAUGCAGACAAUGGUAAUCUGUAUCAGUGGCUUCAUGGGGAUGUUGGGGAAGUGAGUCCGCUGACAUGGGAUAUCAGGAUGAGGAUAAUACUGGGAACAGCCAAAGGGUUGGCCUAUCUUCAUGAGGGGCUUGAACCAAAGGUUGUUCACCGUGAUGUCAAAUCUAGCAACAUACUACUUGACCAGCAGUGGAAUCCAAAGGUUUCAGACUUUGGGCUUGCUAAGCUCUUAGGUUCUGAGAGGAGUUAUGUAACAACUCGCGUCAUGGGGACCUUUGGCUAUGUGGCACCUGAGUAUGCUUGCACUGGGAUGCUCAAUGAGAGAAGUGAUGUUUACAGCUUUGGGGUACUUAUCAUGGAGAUCAUAUCUGGGAGAACCCCCGUGGAUUACAGAAGACCACCUAGGGAGGUGAAUUUGGUUAAAUGGUUGAAAAAAAUGCUCAGACACGAGAAAUAUGAGCAGGUUGUCGAUCCUAAGAUGCUUGAGGAACCAUCUCCCAAAGCACUCAAACGGGCACUUCUGGUGGCCGUGCGGUGUGUUGACCCUGAUGCACAGAAACGGCCUAAAAUAGGACAUGUGGUCUACAUGCUUGAAAUGGAUGAGUUGCUAUUUCCUGAUAAUCACGAACUUGGGCAAGAAGCAUCUGCAAAGCCAUUGGAUGGGUACAACCAAAGAGAGGAGGGAAGCUUCAGCAGGCGUGACCAUCAGACAAGGUGGCGAUCAUAGGAUCAAAGUAGGUGACUGGCCAUUUGCAUUUGUAACCUUGAAAGGAUAAUGGAAUUCUUCCAUUUUUAACCAUUUAAUGUUGCAUUCUCAUCUUGCAUUCAGCAUCAUGCUGGCCAAAUGAUUUCUGUUUGAGGAAACAUCCAUUUAUGAUUAUAAUAUUUAAUGACAUAUAUUGGUAAAGAAUUCCAAAUUGCA
Messenger RNA from Phoenix dactylifera (date palm), 1814 nucleotides. RefSeq names its product putative serine/threonine-protein kinase At1g01540. Gene Ontology annotation, molecular function: protein kinase activity; ATP binding. The record is from RefSeq and is a predicted model, not a curated record. NCBI's taxonomy places the organism in Eukaryota, Viridiplantae, Streptophyta, Magnoliopsida, Arecales, Arecaceae. Gene Ontology annotation, biological process: protein phosphorylation.